AUGUCCAGUCAGGUUAAUGGGCCGUCCAGCCCAACUGGCAAAUUUAUUGAUACUAUAGAUCCAGAUGAUCCUGAAUAUCAGAGACAGUUACGUCGACCAGCCGAGGUGAAAGAAGACAUGAAACAAAUGGAGGGGCGUAGUCGAGUUCAGGUUGUACUCAAUAGUGAAACAUUUCGAGAAGAGUUAGAGCGGAUCGUAGAAGAACAGAUAUUAUCUGGUCCCCACCCAGCUAGUUUGAUUGCGUUACAACAGAUAUCGGAACUCUUAUUACCGGGAGGAAAGUUAGGUAGCAGAGGAUUUGCUAAAGGUCCAAUCAUUCCUAUAAGUGACAUUCGUGGUGUAGAAUCUACGGGAUAUAGUAAAGCUGAGAAAGUGUUACGAUGUAAAUUGGCUAGUUUAUAUAGGUUAAUUGAUAUGCAUGGAUGGACUAGCGGUAUUUACAAUCAUAUUAGUGCUAGAGUCAGUCAAGAACAGGAACAUUUUCUACUCAAUCCAUUUGGAACAUUAUAUUCAGAAGUGUCAGCUUCAUCUCUUGUCAAAGUUGAUAUGCAAGGGGAGGUAAUCGAUGCUGGCAGUACUAAUUUUGGAAUCAAUAAAGCUGGGUUCAUUCUUCACUCUGCAAUCCAUCAAGCAAGACCUGAUAUAAAAUGUAUCAUUCAUAUUCAUACACCAGAAGCUAUUGCUGUAUCAGUAAUGAAAUGUGGAUUAUUGCCCUUGUCACAGGAAGGUAUGAUAUGUGGUGAAGUCAGCUACCAUGAUUUUAACGGGAUCCUUGUAGAUCAAGAAGAAAGAGACAAAUUAUCAAGAAACUUAGGACCAACAAAUAAGGUGAUGUUUUUAAGAAACCAUGGAUUAGUAGCGUGUGGAGCUACAAUAGAAGAAGCCUACCACCUUUGUACCAAUGUUAUGUAUGCCUGUUCAGUACAGAUAAGUUGUAUGUCAGCUGGUCUAGAGAAUUUGAUACAAGCUGAUUCGGAGGCUGGACGUAAAGCUUUCGUAGUGGGCAACCAAGGUGGUGGAGGUGUCAGCUCUACUGGUAGAAAAUGGAGAGUUGGAGAAUUAGAAUUUGAAGCUAUGAUGAGACAACUUGAUAAUGCUGGAUUUAGAACGGGACAUGUUUAUAAACAACCAUUAAUAAGACAAGAUAAGAAAGAUAAGUCUAACAGUGAAGUAGAAAUACCACCCUCAGCCAGUUCCUUUACGACAUCCUUUAAUGAUGAAGACAGUAGAUUUAUGUCACCAGUAAAAAGAGAGAAAAAUAAGUUGGCAUAUAAAGCAGGCUGGUUGACCUCACCCAAUACCUAUGCUAAACAAGAGAUUGAAGAAGUCGGUACCACAAACCCUAAAAAAAUAACCAAGUGGGUACCUGAUGGACAAGUUAGUACUAGUACACCAAUAAAAUUAGACAAUCCUAAUCAAUUUGCUCCCCAGGGAGAAAAUCCUAAAGAGUUCCGAGAUAAGCAGAGAGCACUACGUAAAGAUUACUAUACUGAUGCUAUAUCAGCUGGUCCACAGUCUAAAAUAUUGGAGGGUGUUUCUUGGGAUGAGGCUCAGAAGAUUAAUGAGGGCUCAUUGAGUGGAACAGCAGAUAAUGUUAUUGUAGUAGGGGCUGCUAGUAAGGGUAUUAUUCAGAGAGAUCACCAACAUAAUGCUGUGGUUUAUAAAUCACGUUAUGCUGCCAAUCCUUUCGAGAAUGUAACAUCUGAUGAGCUAGAACGAUAUGAAAAGGAAGUUGAUAGAAAAGCUAAGGGACUGCCAAGUAAGUUUUGUUUUCUUAAAUCAUUUAGUGUCUUAGUGAGUAAGAAGCCUACUCCCUUACCUGAAGGUCAAGGGUUCAAUUCCUUUUGGAUUUGUGACGAGAAACCAAGCUCACCAGCCAAGUCUGAUACAUUACGUUCAACUGAUAGUGCUAGCGGUGGAGAAACACUGGAAGAUAGAUCCAGUAAAGAGGGCUCACCAACUAAAGAACAAGCUUCCCCAACAAAAGAAAAGGAAAAGAAAAAGAAGAAGAAAUUUCGAAUGCCGAGUUUUAACAAAACCAAGAAAAACAAGGAGGCGAAAGAAAGUGCGAUUUGA
Messenger RNA from Lottia gigantea (owl limpet), 2076 nucleotides. RefSeq lists its product as hypothetical. The record is from RefSeq and is a predicted model, not a curated record. Bases 1 to 2076 code for a protein of 691 amino acids. Lineage: Eukaryota; Metazoa; Mollusca; Gastropoda; Lottiidae. Gene Ontology annotation, molecular function: actin filament binding. The transcript is spliced from 14 exons. Gene Ontology annotation, cellular component: postsynaptic density; cytoskeleton; plasma membrane.